ACGUGUUCAUUUAUGAACCAAAACUUUUCUGGUCCCAUUCUUGUGUCAUUUAUACCUUCUAUCAUCCCUGCAAACACACUCAACUAUACAUCGAAAUUCCCUUCUCAAAAAUUAAGAAACAUCUCAGACACGUAACACCAAAACAACCAUGUCUCUUCCAACACUCGUAGAUACUAAGGAAAACACCACCAACACUACUUUCCCUAAACUCAAGAUCAAAGAUGGAGGAACACCCUCUUCUUCGAGAGCUCCUUCUUCUUCACACAACUCUUUCCCUCCCACAGAAGAUAGCGAUGAAGAUGUGUUCACUGUUCCAGAUGUGGAAACUGCAGGAAGUGUAGAUUGUGCAGGCAGAAAUGGAUGUAGCAGUAAUGUUAAUGAAAGUAAGUUGAAAGAUCCACAUAUACAUUAUUCUGCUUUCCCUGGAAAACGGCGUCAGGGAAGAAACCCUGUCGACAAAGAGCAUAGACGCCAUAAACGGUUGUUAAGGAACAGGGUUUCUGCUCAACAAGCUCGCGAAAGGAAAAAGGUUUACGUAAAUGACUUGGAAUCAAGAGCUGUGGAGUUGGAAGAGAAGAAUAACAAUUUAGAAGAGCGAAUUUCAACGUUGAUAAAUGAAAACACCAUGCUACGAAAGGUUCUCAUGAACACCAGGGCCAAAGUUGACCACAAUGAAGCAUAGAUAAUUUGUUUAGUUAAAUGAACAAGGCUUCUAGAGGAUUCAUCUGUGUUUUUAUAAGAUUCUUCUUUUUGGUGAUAAAGCAACAAAAAAGGUGUGUCUAAAUCUAAAAAAUAUUUAAACCUAGUACUUGUCUAGUGGUGGAAUCCUUGUAUCCUUAAAAUCUUCCAAAAUUUUUGUAAAAUCUUAAUGUUUCUUUCCUUUAAAA
This is a messenger RNA of Vigna radiata var. radiata (mung bean), 887 nucleotides long. RefSeq names its product transcription factor HY5-like. Bases 149 to 682 code for a protein of 177 amino acids. The record is from RefSeq and is a predicted model, not a curated record. The transcript is spliced from 4 exons. NCBI's taxonomy places the organism in Eukaryota, Viridiplantae, Streptophyta, Magnoliopsida, Fabales, Fabaceae. Gene Ontology annotation, biological process: positive regulation of transcription by RNA polymerase II; response to red light; regulation of photomorphogenesis. Gene Ontology annotation, molecular function: DNA-binding transcription factor activity, RNA polymerase II-specific. Gene Ontology annotation, cellular component: nucleus.